AUGAGUGGAAGUAAGCGUGUUGCUGUGGUGACUGGGGCUAACAAGGGGGUGGGAUAUGCUAUAGUGCGUGGCCUGUGUAAGCAGUUUGACGGCGAUGUUUAUCUUACAGGUCGAAACGAAGAACUCUGUCUUAAAGCGGUGGAAGAUCUAAAGAAAGAGGGAUGCAAUGCCAAGUUCCACCAAAUGGACAUCACUAAGCUUGAAACUAUAAAUAAAUUAAAGACGUUUCUCCAGGAUAACUAUGGUGGACUAGACAUUCUAGUUAACAACGCAGGCAUUGCAUACAAGCAAGCAUCAACCGCACCAUUCUCCGAGCAGGCGGAAGUGACUAUCCGAACCAACUUCACCGGGACACUAGAUGUAUGUGAAGAGCUGUUUCCGCUUCUACGGCCACACGCAAGGGUGGCUAACGUAUCAAGUAUGGCAUCUCAAUUUGCUCUGAAGAAAUGCAGUAUAGAUAUACAGAAGAAACUUGUAGACAUUCCACAUAUUAGUAUGUCGGAGUUAAAGACAAUGCUGGACCAAUUUGUAGACGCAGCAAAAAAAGGAACAACUGAUGAAUCAGGAUGGCCAAAGAGCGGUUAUGGUGUCUCAAAGAUCGGAGUUACAGUUAUGUCGAUGAUACAACAAAGAGAGCUACUUAAAGAUGCCAGAACGGACAUAGUGGUCAACGCGUGUUGUCCUGGAUAUGUGGAUACUGAUAUGACGUCACAUAAAGGAACAAAAACCAUUGAUGAAGGUGCCGACACUCCUCUUUACCUAGCUAUGCUGCCUCCGGACACGACUAGUCCCAAAGGAAAUUACGUAUCAGACAGGAAAAUUGGCAAAUGGGAGACAACUCAAUAA
Ylistrum balloti is the source of this 846-nucleotide messenger RNA. Its product is annotated as carbonyl reductase [NADPH] 1-like. NCBI's taxonomy places the organism in Eukaryota, Metazoa, Mollusca, Bivalvia, Pectinida, Pectinidae. The transcript is spliced from 8 exons. The coding region runs from base 1 to 846 and encodes 281 amino acids. The record is from RefSeq and is a predicted model, not a curated record. Gene Ontology annotation, molecular function: carbonyl reductase (NADPH) activity.